Molecule: messenger RNA, 907 nt
Organism: Ceratina calcarata
Lineage: Eukaryota; Metazoa; Arthropoda; Insecta; Hymenoptera; Apidae
Product: tubulin polyglutamylase complex subunit 2
Exons: 2
Coding region: 55-894 (279 amino acids)
Biological process (GO): protein polyglutamylation
Source: RefSeq, a predicted model, not a curated record
UUACCGGCAAAGUUUCGAUGGACGGAAGUUUAUUGAAAUAUAUACCGCGCGCCGAUGUCGUUCUUCGUCGAUAUCGUGACAGAAGAUUCGUUUUACGAGAAUCUCACGCUGGGCGUGGUGAAGAUCCUCGAAAGUUUUCCGUACGUGAAAAAUGUACGAGUCGAGCAUAGAAACGGAUGCGAGAAUGCGGCUAUCACCAGCUGGGAGCAACGUCAUUGUUGCACGCUCCCGGAGGACGUCAGGAACUUCUACGCUUCGAUCGACGGCUUCUUGCUUCAAUGGAAUCUCGAGAUAGCAGGUGAAGAAUUCCCGGUAGGACGCAUGGAAAUUGGCACCCUUUCUUCCUUGAAACGGUACACCAAUGUCCAGAAAGAGACGGAGGUCACAAGUAAGCAAGGUCAGGGUGACGCUCGCAAACCUACUGACUCUGACGCCGUUUCCGGGACUUCGAACGAUUUCGAGAACAUCGAGAGCAUGAUGGAAAAUAGUCAGGGAUGUAAGAUGUUCGAAAUCGCGAAAUGCUUUCCAGAGAGUGGGAUGGCCAAGGUGUACUUGGUUUAUCGGAUUAAACCGGAAAUGGAAUUACCGACCAUCUGGUUGCAUCGAGAGGACAAAAAUCGAUGGUGUCACUUAACGGACAGUUUUACGGUGUACUUUCGUAUGAUGUUAGUCCAUCUCGGACUUCCAUUAUGGCAAUGUUGCGUGGCUGGUAUGAGCCUGCCCACCUGGGUCGAGCAAAUCUACUUUUUGGUCGGUCCGCAUCUACUUCCUUCGACCGUCGAGCCCACGGAGACCAUCUCCACGGCCAUGUGGAACAACGGGCCCACAAAUAUUAUCGAUUCAGCCAUUUUCAAAACCAAGGAAGGAAAACACAAGAGCUCCAGAAAGAAAUAAUUUUCGUGGUCUC